AUGGCUGAAGCUCCACCAGCAGAAAUUCCCCCAGAGGUCUUCGAGUCGAUGUGCAAAUAUAAUGAGGAACUAAAUGAGGCUGGCAUCUUGCUCGAUGCUCAAGGCCUCCGACCAACCUCUGUCGACAGUUAUCGCUUGAAGUACGCCACAGACAGCCCGCCGGAAGUAAUUCCGGGACCUUUUAAUGUCAGUACGGAAACUCAUAUUUGCGGCUGGUGGAUUGUCGAAACCAAGGAUGCAGAAGAGGCUCUGGACUGGGCUAAGAAGAUUCCGAUGCAAGGUGGGGAGAUUGUAGUUCGACGGGUUGGAUGCGUAGAGGAGUUAGGCGACGGGUUCACCAAGCAGUUACGUGAGCGUCAAACAAAAUUACGGGUUCAGAUGGCAAAAAGAGUACUCGAGCUUGCGGAAAGAGACAAUCGCUCUUCUUAA
Trichoderma virens Gv29-8 is the source of this 429-nucleotide messenger RNA. RefSeq lists its product as uncharacterized. Bases 1 to 429 code for a protein of 142 amino acids. The transcript has a single exon. NCBI's taxonomy places the organism in Eukaryota, Fungi, Ascomycota, Sordariomycetes, Hypocreales, Hypocreaceae. The record is from RefSeq and is a predicted model, not a curated record.